Molecule: messenger RNA, 6758 nt
Organism: Doryrhamphus excisus (bluestripe pipefish)
Lineage: Eukaryota; Metazoa; Chordata; Actinopteri; Syngnathiformes; Syngnathidae
Product: synaptic vesicle glycoprotein 2B-like
Biological process (GO): transmembrane transport; chemical synaptic transmission
Cellular component (GO): neuron projection; synaptic vesicle membrane
Molecular function (GO): transmembrane transporter activity
Source: RefSeq, a predicted model, not a curated record
UGGAAUGGUCUUACAUACAAUACAGUAGCGAAGCGGGCUGUACCAUUGUGCAGUAGAUAGGCAGGUGGCAUCGGGGAGGAGUGCUGCAGAGAAAGAGAGACAGAUGAUGGGGAGAGAAAGAGACUGGAUCUAUCUUGUCUAAUCCCUCAGCUCUGUCUGCGUGCUGCCUGUGUUGACAAAGUGAUGCUCGUCAUCCAUAGGCUACCAUCGCUCCACACUCACGUUUGAGUCUGAUUGACGCACUACGGGAUAGUGUAGGUUUGCCGUGAGGCUGGGACAUCACCGAGUACUCAUAAACUUCUGUUUGACUCCAUUCUGACUCCAGUCACGGAUACCCAACUGCAUUUUCCCAUAUCAGGCUAUGAGACAGUCAUGAGAGGAAUGCAUUAUUCCACACUGAAUACAACAAAUCCACAAUAAGUGCAAUAAGAGUGAAAAGGGACUCCGAUUGAAAUCAUUUCCUCAUCAUGCUCUAACUGAAGGUUCAUUCCACACCUCCAUUCCAAAGGGUCAAGCAACCUCAUUAAUCUCCCAAAACACACCAACACACAGAUACGCCAUUUGGUGUAAACUUUAGUCAGCCCGGAGAAGAACAGAAGCAGGCAACAUGGCUGACCGUUACCAAAACAACGUAUACCAUCAAAGCGGUGGUGGUGGUGGUGGUGACAGCUAUGGGACGUAUGGAGAAGAUGUUGGAGAUGGUCAUGAUGGAUAUAGUUACCAGGCCGAAUACCCUCCCCAGGAAGAGGAUGCUGCUAGUGAUGCGACUGAAGGUCAUGAUGAGGAGGACCAGAUGUACGAAGGGGAAUAUCAAGGAAUACCGCAUCCGGAUGAGGUGAAGGCUGCACAGAGAGCUUCGAGGGCUAAAUCUCGAGCUAGCGGUGCAGUCUCGGAACUGCAGGAGUUAUCGGAACAGUAUGAGGACAUUAUGGAAGACUGUGGACACGGGAAGUUCCAAUGGAUGCUCUUCUUGGUGCUGGGUCUGGCUCUAAUGGCUGAUGGAGUCGAAUGUUUUGUGGUUGCAUUUGUUCUACCGUCUGCAGAGAAGGAUCUAUGCCUGUCCAAUGCGGAGAAAGGGAUGUUGGGUCUGGUUGUCUUCCUGAGUAUGAUGGUCGGAGCGUUCGUGUGGGGUGGACUGGCGGACAAAGUCGGCCGUCGGCGCUGUUUGGUUGUGGCGUUAGCUAUAAACUGCAUCUUUGUAUUCCUGUCCUCGUUUGCACAAAGCUAUGGCUUCUUCCUCUUCUUCAGGCUGCUGUCAGGCAUCGGUAUCGGUGGCACAGUACCAAUCGUCUACUCGUACUUCUCCGAGUUCCUUCAGAUGGACAAGCGAGGAGAGCAUCUGUCCUGGUUGUGUAUGUUCUGGAUGAUAGGUGGGAUUUACGCCUCUUUCACUGCCUGGGGAAUUAUUCCCAGAUAUGGUUGGGGGUUCAGCAUGGGCACAGAGUUCCAGUUUCACAGUUGGAGGUUAUUUGUUCUGGUUGCAGCUCUUCCUGCCAUAGCUUCUCUGAUCGGACUUACUUUCAUGCCUGAGAGCCCCCGUUUCCUGCUUGAGAAUGCCAAGCACGAUGAGGCAUGGAUGAUUCUGAAGCAGGUCCACGACACCAACUGGAGGGCCAAAGGACAGCCAGAAAAAGUCUUCACUGUUACACACAUCAAGGCUCCUAAGACAGCAGAGGAUGAGUUAAUCGAGAUUCAAAGUGCAACAGGAACGGCUGUGCAACGGUGGGCAGUGCGCUCCCUUACGCUCUGUAAACUGGUGGUGAAGAACGUUGUAUCUCUCUUGUCUGCUGAACUGAGGUUGGCUACCCUCUUCAUGGCCAUUAUCUGGUUCUGCAUGGCUUUCAGUUACUAUGGCCUUUCCGUGUGGUUCCCAGACAUGAUCAAGCACCUUCAGUAUGAAGAGUAUCAGUUAAAAGUCAAGGUGUUCCAUAAAGAAAAAGUGGAGAACUUUCAUUUCAACUUUUCCUUGGAGAACCAAGUCCAUAAAGAAGGGGAAUACAUCCAUGACAAGUUCAUCAAAAUAGAGCUGAAGUCAGUCAAGUUUGAGGACUCAUUGUUUGAAGACUGUCACUUUGAGGACAUCAGGUCCACUGACACGGUGUUUGAGAACUGCACCAUACGCAACACUUUCUUCACCAAUACAGACCUGAAGAAGAAGUUCAUUGACUGUAAAAUGGAAAACAACACCUUUGAGCACAAUAAACAUGGCUGCCACCUAGACACCGUUGAAGAGAAUGAUGUCCUGAUAUAUUUGGUCAGCUUCCUCGGCAGUCUGGCUGUGUUGCCUGGCAACAUCAUCUCUGCCCUCUUCAUGGAGAAGAUUGGCAGAGUCAGGAUUAUAGGUGGCUCCAUGCUGAUCUCUGCGGGCUGUACAUUUUUAUUGUUCCUGAGCUUCACCCAAUCGGCAAUCAUCGCUUUACAGUGUCUCUUCUGUGGCGUCAGUGUGGCUGCAUGGAACGGCAUCGAGGUGGUGACGGUGGAACUGUACCCUGCUUCUAAAAGGGCUACAGCCUUCGGCGUCUUGAACGCUCUGUGUAAGCUAGCUGCAGUUCUUGGCAGCUCCAUCUUUGCCAGUUUUGUGGGUAUCACCAAGAUCAUCCCCAUCCUGCUGUCCUUUGCCGCCUUGGUCUGCGGAGGUCUGGUUGCCCUCAAAUUGCCCGACACACGAGAGAAGAUCCUCCAGUGAGGUUUAUUAAAAAGGGAGCGUUCCAAGACAUGCGUACAAUGUUUGCUUGAUGUGGAGGUCUUUGCAGCACCACUGGACUUUUACUGCACUUUUCUUUCAAGAAUGCAAACAGCUAACACCUUUAAAAUGUAAAAUGGCGUGUUAUGAUGUUUUUCAUGUUGGUUAAGGCUGAUUCAUAUUUGUGUGAUAAACAGAUGGAUAGUUUGUAGUUUGUUUAAAAGGCUCAGGCAUCAGGGAUGAUGUGUGAAAAUCAUAUUCCACAUGAUGGUGUUACUUGAAUGACCACAAUUACUGUACAUUUACAUAACUAACAUUUGGUUCUCAUUCCACCUGCUCUGUGUUGAAUGCAUGAUGGGGAAUGACAUCACCAACAGACCACCUUUUGGGGGAAAAGUCUGAAAAUAUAUUAAUAUUUACAGUAGUGAACAACUAACAACCCCAUGCUGUUUGUCCAAAUAUUUUUUAAAGGCGUCUAUCUCUCUCUGAAAUGGUGUAAACAAUAUCAUAUUUGACUUUCAGUAUUGUUUUACAAUUUUAUGUGUAUCUUAAAGCACUUUGUGGUUAUAGUAACUGGCAAAUUGUAUUAAUAGCAAUGGCAGUGUAUUAUUAUUAAUAAACUUCACAAUAAUAAUGUUAUAUAAUUAGGAUAUUUCCAACAUCUGCAGGCGUACCCAAUGACAUGAUAUACUGGGAACAAAAAUUGGUCAUUUUAGUUAUAAACAUAGUACAUAUUUACAGAUGGGGGCUAGUGGUCAGCGUGCAGACCUCACAGCUAGGAGACCCGGGUUCAAUUCCACCCUCUGCCAUCUUUGUGUGGAGUUUGCACGUUCUCCCCGUGCAUGCGUGGGUUUUCUCCGGUAUCCUCCCACAUUCCAAAAACAUGCUAGGUUAAUCGGCGACUCCAAAUUGUCCAUAGGUAUGAAUGUGAGUGUGAAUGGUUGUUUGUCUAUGUGUGCCCUGUGAUUGGCUGGCGACCAGUCCAGGGUGUAACCCGCCUCUUGCCCAAAGUCAGCUGGGAUAGGCUCCAGCACCCCCACGACCCUCAUGAGAAUAAACGGUAGAAAAUGAAUGAAUGAAAAUUUACAGAUGUCCAACAGUAUGCCUGACGUUUACAUUCUCUAUCAGGGAAUAUUAAUAUAUUUUUGGAGGAUCAGAUGGUUAAAUGGUGGGGAUUGUAGCAAACAUAUAAAACAGUUGGGGCCUGAUCUAGUAAGAUCCCGAACCAAUUUUGGGGUGCCAAUCACCCUACAUAAAUGAAAAUGUUGUGUCUGCUAUGGGUCUGCUGGGGGUCGGCAACCUUUACCAUCAAAACAGACAUUUUACUUCUUCUUCCAGUAAAACAUAAAUAAAUAAAUGCCAGUAGCUGCAAAACAUUACACCGCUUAUUAACUUAAAAUAUUUUAAUUUUUUUUUUUUACAUUACUUGUUCUAACUACAAAAUUUUUAAAAUAAUUUAGACACAGAACUGGCAGGCUUGUUGAGCGCUUUCCGUAUUUGUGUAAAAUGAAAAUAGCCAACUUUAACAUAAAAAAGCCCAUCAGAGUUCAAAUAUCUGCAGUGUUUGCUCAAUAGCGCUUACACCUGCGCCAAAUUAAAUGUCAUCAGUUUGCCUACUUUUGAUGUUUGCUGCCAUUCUAUUGAUCCUGUCCUUGAUUGCCUUUGCAGAGUGGCAUUCUUUCAUUUUCUGAAUAAUUUCCUGUUUUUUUUUUAAUAAGAUAAGAAUAGAUUUUCUGAUAUUUUAUAAACAAUUUCUUCACGUAGUCGACGUCUGUGAACAGCAUCACCUUGCUUACAAUCAUCAGUGCAGCUCAGUAUUGACAACUUGGCAACUUUCUCUCCAAAUCUGUUGACUUAUUUUUCAUGGCGUCUGGAGACUUUCCUGGUAUUUGGGGACUUAACAGUGAAAGCAUGUAUUGUUCUGUGAUUGCUGCCAAAAGCAAAGCACUCCCAAGCCGUCAGCUCCCGGGUCACACUAACCAUUCAUGCGUGGUCAUAUACAAAUACUGUUUGUAUAGCAGUAACAUACUCAUACAACUACAUAGAACACUGUGUGUGUACAUGUGGAUGAUGCAGUCCAGUCAUUUUUCUUGUACAGUUUUGACAUUGAUGUAUUAUUGGGUUGGUGGGCUACUUGUGUUGCGAUGGAUUGUUUAAGUGAUUAAGUGCAUGUCUGUCUGAUGUUUUCUCUUGGCGUGUUUAUGUCUGUCAACACUUAUCCACACAUACGGGCUUGUUUGUUGACUUGUCUUCCCAAAAACCAAAAUAUACAUUCUGCUGUACAAAUAACUCCUACUACACCGCUUUGUUUAUAUUCAGUCAACAGAAGGGUGGUGUAGCUGUGUCGUUUGAAAGCGAUCAUCCUUACACGGGUGCAACAUGUACACGUAUGACAUCAUGAAAUCACUGCUGUGUAAGACGGGCCUCUGACAAUAGCUGCCGCACUUUAAAACAAUGCCAGUGAUUAUUACAGUUGAUCAAAAUACAAACCUCAGAUCACAGUACUAGGUACUAAAGUCGAAGUCCAAGAAAAACUAAAUAGUCCAUAUAAUUUCUGUACAGGUCAAAUGUUUUUUAAACAUUAUUUUUCAUAUUUUAUACUCUCGCUUUUCUGUUGGCUGAGAUGUCCAAAAGUGUUUACGUUAUUAUUUAUUGUAUUGUGUUGCUACAGUGCAGCUACAAAGUGUAAAUCAAAGACACUGAGAGUCCUUCCUUUCCAUUGACCAUGUUUACAUGCGCACAUAGUCCAGAUAAGGUUCAUAAAUAGGACUAUUCCAUGUGAUUAUAUGUCUUGACAUCAAAAAGCCAGACCCAAAGACAAAAUGAUUGCCUUCAGGAAUAUUGUGUGCAUAUAAACGUAGUGAUUGUUUGAUGUAUUGUCAAGACACCGAUAGUAACAAUGAAAGAAAAAGAAAAAUAACUAACCAAUGGUUUAUAGUAUUUUGGUUUUCCCUGUGUCUUCAAUUGUGUCUGACAACAGAGAGAGCAAAGGCCGCCAUUUUGUCUUUGAUUUGGGAUUUCAUAGGUGCUUUGAUUUGGAUACUAAUGUAUUUGUGGCAAUGAUAAAUCAGACCAUUAAAUCAAUAUUGUCAGUGCAAUAUUUCUUUCAUUUUUACAGAGUUAAUUAUCCAUAAAAUAUAAGUAAUUUUCAAAGUAACUCACAUAUCCGGCGGAAGUGUCGACCAUGACUUCGAAGUUAAGACCACAAACAGCUUUUUGGUGUUGCUCGACUCCACAAUGCGAGUGAUGAGACCCAAUGUGCAGGACUGAAAUUGGCCAAAAUGUGUUGGAUCCCGGAUCCGAUCCGGAAGUAGAGACAAGACAGUCCGAAGUUUCUCAAAAAAAGAGGUUACUUCAAGACGUCUCUCAAUGUUAAAAAAGGCGUGAGAUAAACAUCCUACCUGUCCCAAGAAGUUGUGACAUCAUCACUCUCAUCUCCUCCAGUCAGGGCAAUAGUCCACAGCGUGACAAUGGUUGCUACAGAGAUCAGUGCUAAGAACACACACACAAUACACAACCUGCUGACUCUGCGUCUUUUCUCCAUUGCCUAACAAACAACACAAGCAAACUGAAUCAGUGAAUCGGAUACUGGACACAACGUAGGACCAAAAAAAUAAUAAUCCCCUUUAUCGUCCAUUUAAGUUAUAAAUGCAAUUUUAUCCAAAGUAUGCUUACGUUCUAGGGUCUCGGAUCCAAAGUGACAAGAAGCUGUUAACUUCUUCUAUAACUCUUCCUAAAAAAUGGAUGACGUAUUAGGAAGUAGUAUGCAGUUAAAUUAUGUGACAUGGUGAUAAGAUAUAAAAAAAUAUAUUGCUCUUAGGUACUUAGAGUAUCUAUAACAAUGUUCAGUGCAUGUUCCCACAGCCCUCAUAAAAAAAAAAACUGCAUGAGUUCACACAUGAAUGCUACAAAGAUUUAUUACCUUUAUGGCACGGUGAUGAUAAUUCAAGCCUUUGUUGUUCUCAUCGUAAACAUUUGUUCAUUUCCUACUGCAAUCCUGUUCAGGUACAUCAUGUUUUUUUUUUUUAUACUGUGGAUAAAAAGGACACAUUUUUUUAACAAUGCAAAGUAAAUU